AUGGGCGGGGGGAUCUACGAGAAGCCCCGAGGGGGCAACCGCGGGGGGCAUGAUCAGUUCAAGUGGGAGGACGUGCGCGGGAUGGACGACAAGGACCGGCAACACUACUUGGGCCACAGCGUCAAGGCGCUGGCGGGAAGGUGGCAGAAGGGCAAGGACGUGUACUGGUACACGCGCGAGAAGGAGGAGGGCGACGCGCAGAUCGAGGACGAGCUCGCGAUGGUCAAGAAGCGCGAGGAGGAGCUGAUGUAUGAGGCCCUGGGCAUCACUCCGCCCCCGGCACCGCUGCCGCCGCCGACGCAGUACCCGCCGCCGCCGCCGCUGCCUUCGUCGGACAAGAAGAAGAGCAAGAAGGAGAAGAAGGAGAAGAAAGAAAAGAAGGAGAAGAAGGAGAAGAAGGAAAAAAAGGAAAAAAAGGAGACGAGGGUGGAGAGACACAGGGGGCGUGGGAGCCGGUCGAGGAGCCGGAGCAGGUCGCGCGAGAGGGAGGGGCGGGCGCGGCGAGGCGGAGAGGGGCGGAGCGAGAGCCCGCGGAGAGCCCGGGAGCGCAGCGCGGGGCGGAGCCGCAGUCCGCGGCACGGCGACAGGAGGCGAGAGGGACGACGGCAUCGCAGCCGGGAGCGGUGA
This is a messenger RNA of Pedinophyceae sp. YPF-701, 627 nucleotides long. NCBI's taxonomy places the organism in Eukaryota, Viridiplantae, Chlorophyta, Pedinophyceae. The record is from the annotation of a GenBank genome assembly.